This is a messenger RNA of Camellia sinensis, 498 nucleotides long. The record is from RefSeq and is a predicted model, not a curated record. Lineage: Eukaryota; Viridiplantae; Streptophyta; Magnoliopsida; Ericales; Theaceae.
AUGGAGCUUGAUGGCAAGGAGAUCAGAGCCCAGGUCUGGGACACUGCUGGCCAAGAGCGCUUCCGCACUGUCACCUUCGCCUACUACAAAGGUGCUGUUGGUGCUCUUAUCAUCUAUGAUAUUACUCGCCGGACUACUUUCGAUAGCAUCAAGCGGUGGCUCGAUGAACUCAAGAGGCUUCCUUCUUCGCCGCCAUUUGAGGGUUCCAUGGGUAAUGGUCCAAGCGGAAGUGCUGGAAGUCAGCAAUUCCCUAUUACUGCAGAUAUUGUUUACAAGGACCCGAAUGUGAACUCUAAAACUAUUUUCAUCAUUGCUUUAUCUGCAUUGGUAAUCUUGGUGGUUUGCUGUGGAGCAAUUUCUAUCAUCUUAAAAUGUAGGAUGGUUGGUAGACCAUCAAAUGCUGUUGGUCCUGUCUUUACACCAGCUGCUAAUAAGAGACUUCGUAAGUUUGUGUGCUUAUUCUUACUUGUUAGAAAUGAUACACAUAAUUGGAUAUAA